AUGCUGAAGCUGGCCGGUGGCAUGGCUGUUGGAGCCACUGCCUUGAUGAUGGCAUCAACCCUCAAGCAGUCCUUGAAGGCCUCCGCGCGUCGCGAGGCGUCUUCCUCUUUUGAGUACCACCUGGCGGUGCAUUGCCCACAGAUCUCGUCGUGCUCAACUUGGCAGUUGGUGAAGUUGCCCAAAGUGGCCAAUGUCAAGGAGCUGCACCAAGCAACCUGUGCUGCGCUCGGCAAAGAUGUCGAGACCUUCCAGGACUUCAACUUCUAUCCAGUGGAAAGGAAAACAGUGGAUGGAGCCUGUGUGAAGCUUGGGCCACAGCUGAAGGAAAUUGGCUGCUUGGAUCUGUUGCUUGUGGCGCUGCCGCCUGAUCACCUGCAGGUGGUUCAGCUGAUCUUUGCUCCAGAAGUCCCCCAACCAGCAGAGGUGCCACAAGGGCCCAAGGCUUUCAACGUCUGUGGCAUGUGCCUGCCGCUGGUCGGUACCAGUCACCAGUUCAAGGGGCCCUAUGCCAUCCCUGAGUAUAACUUCGCCCAAAAUGUCUUCCCUCCAACUGGAAAGUAUCCCUAUGGUUCCACGGUUCGUUCCUAUGACGGCCGCAAGCAAGAUGUCUGGGAGUUCGGAACCACGGUCUUCCACGAGGACACUCAAUACACCGAGACCAUGACGGCAGAUGCCAACAUCGUCCAGGAGUUGAUCGCAAGAACUUCGGACUUUCCCAAACUUUGGAACCGAGACGUUGAAGUUGGUUUGCAGGAUUUCACCGCCAAUGGACUUUUCACCAGCAGCGAGAAGUCUGAGGAUUGGAAGACGGGUCACAGUCUUCUCCCUCGCGGCUUCAAUCAGAUCAAGGUGAAGGCCUUUGCCCCUCAGAUCUUGGCAAAGACUCGUUCUUUCGUUGGCGAAUGGUCCAAGUUUGAGGCCGGGCAUUUGGUGGAGGAUGUGAACGAAUGGCUGACUGCCAUGACCGCAGAUGCUGUGGUUUCUUGUAGCAUGGGAAUGGACAUGCGCAAUGUGGAACGCUUGGGUUCCAAGCAGGCGCCUCACAAGUUCGUAGAGACUUUCCGCUUUGGCUUGGGGGUGUCCAUUGGAAGCAUCACGGCACAGUCGGAGUACGGCCUCAAGCGCUUCUUGCCCUUCUUUGAUGCAGAGGGUCGCUUGCAGGCGAAAUACCAGGAAACCAAAAAGGAGAUGCAGCGCCAGGUGGAAGAUUUGGUGGAAGCCACUCGCCGUGGUGAGUUGGGUGAGAACUCCAUCAUCGCUGCCAUGCUGAAGGAUGCCGACCCGGAUGGGAAGCGCGUGCGCUACGGCGCCCUCUACGGGCACGUGGUGAAUCUGAUGAUCGCCGGGCACGAAACCACAGCGGCCACCCUUGGCUUCACCCUGCAACUGCUGGCGGAGCAUCCCAGCUAUGAAGAACGGGCCCUGGAGGAAGUGCGGCAGGUGUUGCAGGGCCGCACUGAGCCGUCAGUGGAUGAUGUGCCCAAGCUGCAGUUUGUGGAGCAAUGCUUCCAGGAGGCCCUGAGGCUCUACAGCCCUGUGACCUUUAUCACCCGGGACGUGGCACAUGAUACGUUGCUGGGAGGUCAUCGUGUGUACCAAGGUGAAAGGAUCAACCUGGUGACACGUGCCUUGCAUACGAACCCCGAGUACUGGGCUGGGGCGGCUGGGGAAUUUGGAGAUCCAUUGAGCUUCAACCCAGAUCGCUUCUCUCCAGAGGCAGUGAGGGAGCGACAUCCCAACGCCUAUCACCCUUGGGGUUUCGCCAGUCGCGCCUGUAUUGGGAGUCAGUUCGCCCUCUUUGAGGCCAAAACCUUCUUGGCAUCGAUGUUGAUCCACUUCCGGCUGCAAGGCAUUCCAGGGUACAAGAUCGUGGCCAGUUGCGAAGGUGGGGGUGCUGCACCCUCCCCGGAGAACUUGGCCUUCCAUGUCUUCCCCAGGCCAGGUGGACCAUUGUGGUCUGAUGGCAUCAUGAGACCACUGGCCAUGAACGAAGGCAAGGAGGAUGAGAACGAUAACUGA
Molecule: messenger RNA, 2019 nt
Organism: Cladocopium goreaui
Lineage: Eukaryota; Dinophyceae; Suessiales; Symbiodiniaceae
Source: the annotation of a GenBank genome assembly